Molecule: messenger RNA, 2224 nt
Organism: Humulus lupulus (European hop)
Lineage: Eukaryota; Viridiplantae; Streptophyta; Magnoliopsida; Rosales; Cannabaceae
Product: 3-oxoacyl-[acyl-carrier-protein] synthase II, chloroplastic-like
Exons: 13
Coding region: 484-2067 (527 amino acids)
Biological process (GO): fatty acid biosynthetic process
Cellular component (GO): chloroplast stroma
Molecular function (GO): 3-oxoacyl-[acyl-carrier-protein] synthase activity
Source: RefSeq, a predicted model, not a curated record
AUAUUUUUUUCUUUCUAUUUCUCUAUCAGCUGCAUGCGGUGUCUCUUUUCAUGUAACAUUUCUUCCACACCAUUAUAUAUACAGUCAAACCAAUCCGACACAUGUAGUUGAGGUGUUAUGAUAUUAGAAUAUAUGUGUUAUAUAUAUAUAUAAAUAUAGUUAUCUGAUAGGUAAGUGAUUAGAGAGUCUUAGUUUACUCCAUUCCCUUGAAUAUUUAUCCUUUUUUAGACGUAAAUUACUUCCUUUAUUUCUUCAUGGGGACUAAGAAAUGCAUAUUGUAUGGGGAUGAAAGUUUUUGUGUGAAGAGAUAAUUAAGGAGUUUGGCACAUAUUUCCUUUAUCAGUAUCACCCCCACAAAUAUAAAUUCCAAACCGAAUAUCAUUUGGUUAUGAUAACAAGUCAUUUUAAGUGUUUGAUUUAUAAGAGAGAACGUUCUUCCUCUAUUGUUGCUUAAGCUAUAGUACUCGAUCCCUUCAUUCAUCGAUGGAGGCUUCUUCCAUAGCUUCUCCUCCUUGCACAUGGUUCCCGGUUCAGUCUCCGAACAGACUGAGCCAACGAGCUCGAAGGAAAAAGCUUACUAUUCCAACAUAUUGCAGCAAUGGCAAUGGUGCUUUUGAUCAACAUAGCAUAGAGAAGUGCAACUCCAGAGGACUUUAUGCAUCUUCAGCUGUCUUUGGUGAGAAUACUUCCUUCCCCAUUUAUGGAUCGAAGAGUAGUAAUGCCUCCAGAACUAGAAGAUGGAAAAAUAGGCUCAUGAGUUGUGAUGCUCACUCUGAAUUAGACAAACCUCUUUAUACGACUGUGAAAGCUAAUUCAAAGGAAGAAACAAGAAGAAAAAGACGAGUCGUUGUGACAGGGUUGGGUGUGAUAAGCUCCAUUGGUCAAGAUCCAGAUGUCUUCUACACUAAUCUUCUUGAAGGUGUCAGUGGCAUAAGUGAGAUAGAGGGGUUUGAUUGUUCUAAAUUUCCCUCGCGAAUCGCCGGAGAAAUAAAGUCUUUUUCGACAGAGGAAUUGGUGUCCCCAAAGAUUUCUAAGAGGGCAGACAAGUUCAUGCUUUAUAUGCUCACUGCAGGAAAGAAAGCAUUGCUUGAUAGUGGGAUUACUUCACAAGAACUGAGAGAACUAGAUAAAGCCAGAUGUGGAGUCAUAAUUGGCACAGCAUUGGGAGGCAUGGCAGUUUCUACAGAAGCAAUAGAAGCUUUAAGAAUUUCGUACAGGAAGAUAAAUCCUUUUACUGUUCCUUUUGCAACAGCCAAUAUGGGCUCUGCUAUACUAUCGAUAGACUUGGGAUGGACAGGGCCAAACUACUCAAUAUCAACAGCUUGUGCAACAAGCAAUUUUUGCAUACUGAAUGCUGCACAUCAUAUUUUCAGUGAUGAUGCAGACAUGAUGCUUUGUGGUGGAUCAGAUGCAGGAAUUAUUCCCAUAUCUAUCGGAGGUUUUAUAUCAUGUAGAUUACUCUCACGUAGGAAUGAUGAACCAACUAAAGCUUCGCGGCCUUGGGAUACUAGUCGUGAUGGAUUUGUGAUGGGAGAAGGUGCUGGAGUUUUGCUAUUGGAAGAGUUGGAACAUGCUAAGAGGAGAGGUGCAACUAUUUAUGCAGAGCUUUUAGGGGGAAGCUUCACUUGUGAUGCUUUUCCUCCUGAUGAAUCAGGGAGAGAAAUAUCUCUUUGCAUGGAGAAGGCUUUAGCUCAAUCUGGGGUAGCUCCAGAAGAUGUAAACUACAUAAAUGCACAUGCUAUAUCAUCACCAGCCACUGAUUUGAAAGAAAUACGAGCUAUAAACAGAUGUUUUGGCAAGAAUCCAGAUCUGAGAGUGAACUCUACCAAAUCCAUGAUAGGCCACCUUUUGGGGGCUGCUGGUGCUGUAGAAGCUGUUGCAACAGUUAAGGCAAUACAAACUGGGUUGGUGCAUCCAAACAUAAAUCUUGAUAAUCCUGAUGAAGGCGUGGACAUGAAUGUUCUAGUGGGGAAGAAGAAGGAGCGUUUGGACAUAAAGGUAGCAUUAUCCAACUCAUUGGCCUUCGGUGGACAGAACUCGUCUCUUGUAUUUGCACCUUACAAGUGAAUUUGCUGUUACAUAAUUAUCCACCGUAAAUGACUUGGUAAUUAUCAUGUAUCACUGGCAGAAAAUAUCACGAUGUAUUUUCCGUUCCAAAUAAAAAUUAAAAUUAAAAGACGUGCCUUUGUACGUUUUCUUGUUCACAAAAUGUUUAAUUCUCUCA